Siniperca chuatsi (mandarin fish) is the source of this 4031-nucleotide messenger RNA. RefSeq lists its product as uncharacterized. The transcript is spliced from 5 exons. The coding region runs from base 630 to 1241 and encodes 203 amino acids. The record is from RefSeq and is a predicted model, not a curated record. Lineage: Eukaryota; Metazoa; Chordata; Actinopteri; Centrarchiformes; Sinipercidae.
UUUUAAAUGUAUUUUAUAUUUUAUCAUUCACUGUGGUAUUUUAUUUCUCUUGUUGUGAAGCACUUUGUACUUUGUUUUUGAUAAGUGCUCUAGAAAGUUUUAUUAUUAUUCUUAUUAAAAAGAUGCAACAACAUUUAAUAGUUCACCCUCUUGUCAUGCUUUGUUACACGAAUUGUCUGUUUUCUUGAGUACAAAAUAAAAAUCUGCUUAAAUCUACUGAAGCACCAACACUUCUUUUUUUGUUUUUUAGAAAAAUAAUUCUUGAAACAUGUUGAGUAGUAGAAGAAGCUGCUUAAACUGGCAGAUUUGUGCCCUUCUUUAAAUAAAAAAGACAUAUUGAACUAAAAAAUGGACAAAAAUGACUUAAUAAGGUGCAGACAUACUGUAGUAAUAUCUCCAAAAAUACAACAUUAAUGCCGCUUUAAGUAACAACCAAGCCUAGUUUUACUGUAAAAUCAUCCACGAACUUGCAGAUAAUGGAAUGAAAACAACGUUAAUGUAGAGGGGAGGAGAGUACAGACUGUGUGAUGUGUUUGGAGGAGGGACUCCAUCAUUUGGAGAAGAGAGAAGUUCCUGGUUUGCCAGUGAAGAAGAAAGAGAGGCAGCGUUAAACCAUCAGAGCCUCCAACAUGAACGUUGGUCACACUUUGACCUGCUUCUUCUUCCUCACACUGCGGGAUGGAAACACUGGUCUCAUCAAUGCAGAAAUCCCCGUCCAUACAGGAACUGAAGGAGGAAACAUCACAGUUGGAUGCUCCUUCUAUCUCUCUGGAGUAAGGAAGAUCUUCUGUAAGGACGAAUGUGAAGGAAAAGACAUUCUCGUUGAAACAACUGGUGACAGAGCUCAGAGUGGCAGAUACAGCAUUGAAUAUAUAGAAGGAACUUUUCCACUAAUUUCUACACUUCUGUAUGUGAGCAUCACAAAGCUGACUAAGUCAGAUUCAGGACGGUACAGAUGCAGUUUGGACAGAUUUUUAAUUCCAGAUUCAUCCGAGGAGUUUGAGAUCAGAGUCACAGACGCCACAGGUGUGCAGCUGUAUGUGCGUCUGAUUCUGGUCGUCAUGAUCAUCGUAUCAUCAGUGGUUGUGCUGAUAUUCUGCAGGAAGAGGGCCAGUAAACCCAAAGAACCUCAUGUGGAAAUGGAGUAUGCUACCGUCACAAAGCCCAGCCGAGUGUCUGAGGAGAUCAGAGAGGAGGACAGAGAGAGCAGAUCUCCUCCUGUAGAAAUAUCUACACUUUAAACUUUCCACUGUAGCUAGUUCUCAGAAGAAAUGAAUUAUUAUUAUUAAUUAUCAUUAGACUUCACCCACUAAAAUAAGUGGACUAGGUAACGACUUCAUUGUAUAGCAGAGGAAACAUUUUUUUGCAGUGGUAGAAGAGAAAGAAGAUUGUGGACAUGUCUUUCAAAAUGUGGUCUUACGCUGUGUUCACACCAAACGCUAAUAUCCACCUCGCAUUACUCGCACGGGUGAUCGCCACAUCAUUUGUGUUUAAUCGUGCGAGUAAAUACAACCGUGAGAAUUCACCCUCUCUGGCUUAAUACAGUGGUAUGAACCCAAAAUAAACUGAUUUUGCUGUGAUUUCAUUUAAAGUACAACCGAUAGCUGGAAUCAAGUAACAGACAUACCUGGUAGUCCUUGCUUACUUUUCUCAAAGCAAUUUUUGUCCGGUCUCUAUAUACUGUAAAUAUGAAGUAGUAGCUAUCAUAGAGCUCUGGGUGCCCACAAAUGGCGGCUACAAUAACGACAGUGGAGGUCGGCACCUCUGCACGCUGCUGUAGACAAGUUGAGAAGCAAGGUUGAAGAUAAAUCCAUGCUAAUGUUUAUUGCUCCAUAAGCUCCAGCUCUGGACUUUGUAUGUAAUCGCGGCAUGCGAAAAAUUCGCUUUGCGUUCUACGUGAACACACCUUUCAAUCAACAUAACAUUACAUAAGUUUGAUGUUUCAUACUGCCUUUUUAAGAAACAGGAACCAGGUCAGUUUGUGAUCAUCAACUUUGGUUGUUUUGAAAUACAGAUACUCAGUUCAAUGUUAAGUCUAAAACAGUCUGUAAGAGAUAAACUUCGACCUCUGUUUGUUUUCUUACAGUCUGAAAACGACUCGAGUAACCUCACCUACUCUCAGGUGGAUUUUUCCAAUCGUACAGCUGCCUCGUUUCACAGCGCCCCCUGUGGUGAUGCAGAUAACACCGUCUACUCUGUGCCUCGGGUAGAAGCGAGCUCGGGCGGCAGCCACGCCGAAGACGCUUCACCUCCUCUGUACUCUACUGUUACUUUACAUCAGCUGUAGCUUCAUUUACUCUCUCAGGAGCCAACAGGUGAACACAAAGUGGUGUGCUGUCACAACGUUAGCUUCAAGUUAGAGCUACUUUUAUUACUACUUGUUUAAGUUAAGAUUAUCUUAAAUAUUUUUGGUAAAAAUAUGAAAGUAUUAUUAAAGUUAUUUUGGUUAAGGUAAAUCAUUUGUAUGGUACAAGUUAUGUUACCAAAAGUAUUUGGAUUAUAAUUUGGGGUUCACGCUGUCUCAGUUACUCAGGAUAAUCCAUUGACUUCACUGUCAACAGUUUUCAUUGAGAAGUAUUUUCUACCGAAGUAUGACUACCAGCUGCUGUGUGAUUGACCAGUGACACAAAAAAAGACUUUUUAACUUCAUGCAAAUGAGGGCAACAUUUGCCUGGAGGCUCUGAAGUGAUUCUCAAAAAAACAUUACAAAAAGUAAUGUAGUUACACUUACACAGUGUUUGCUGUCGAUGGAAGCUUCUAACUUACUAGCUUGCAGUGAUGUCGUGCAAUUUAUUUGCCUCCUUCUGCACUGAUAGCCGGUUAGCAGUCGCACUUUGGGUGAAAAAAAGUUCUGAAUGAAAACUGUUCCCAGGUCUGAAAGCUUCACUGAAUAAAUCCACUCUGUGCAUGGGUCGACUCCAGGACCCUCAGGUGGGUUUUUGAUCAUUAAUUUAAAGUUGUAUUUAAAGUAGUUAGUAUAUAGUUAGCAUUUAAAGUGAAAGAAAGUCACUUUGGUAAAAGAAUGAAUUAGAACAGAAGCAGUCGUUUACAUAUUUUUAAUGAAAAUAAACUUGACACAAAUUGAACAUUGGCAGUUUAAACAGUAUAUGGUCUUUUGUCUUUUACUAAAUAUUUGUAGUAAUAUUUUCAUCCACUAAUGUGUGAUUUUGCGUUGAAUACCAAACUGUCCUGCAGGGUAACUAACUACAGUAAUUAGACACUGCAAGCAGGUUGAUAAACUUCACCUUACAGAAGAUAUGAGCUACUCUUGUCACAAGUUAAUGUGUUUUUUCAUCUGCAUCACUACAUGUGGUGUGAACAAAAGUGACAACAGCAAAACAACACAUUUGCACAGAUCAACUUCCUGCUGCGUGGCUCGUUCAUGUUGUCGGUAAAAAAAACAAAAAAAAGACAAAAACAAUACACAAAUCUAAUUAAUUUAACUUAGAAUGAAAUUUAACUUAAAAUGUAAAAACUAAUUAUAAAUGGAACACUUGGUAAAUAUUUCCCUUUACGUCCUUACAGUGCUCAAAGAAGAAUAAAAAUAAUAAUUACUUGAUACAAUACAAAGUGAAUACGUGAGGUUUAAAUAAAAGGGUCAGGUGACAAAGCUAUGGCACAUUAAAGGUAAACACACUGAGGAGGAGGACGACAAUGAUGAAGGUCAGCUGACAAUAAAAACUGCAUAGAAUCAAUAUCACAAAUCUCUAAUGUAGAGAAGACGACUUUGGAAGAUCGUGUGUUGUUUCUGCUCUCAAGCAGUCUUGUAUUCAUCACGUUUGUUGUAGUGCUUCUUUUAACGUCUUUCAUAUUUCAACGAAGGAAGCUCUGAUGUUUAUUGCCAAAAUAAACUAUUCCCUUUUAUGGAUUUCACAAAGAUAACAGUUAAAAUAUACAACUCUGCUCAGAAGUGCAAAUUGUGGAGCAUGGCUUCUUCUUUACCGUUGUUAGAGCAGGAGAGAGAAAACUGCUGCUGAGGCCUGAACAAGGAAGUCCUGCACAGACCUAAAACUGAGACCCAAACCCCCAUC